Messenger RNA from Colletotrichum scovillei, 1494 nucleotides. RefSeq names its product D-isomer specific 2-hydroxyacid dehydrogenase. NCBI's taxonomy places the organism in Eukaryota, Fungi, Ascomycota, Sordariomycetes, Glomerellales, Glomerellaceae. Bases 352 to 1494 code for a protein of 380 amino acids. The record is from RefSeq and is a predicted model, not a curated record. The transcript is spliced from 3 exons. Gene Ontology annotation, molecular function: NAD binding; oxidoreductase activity, acting on the CH-OH group of donors, NAD or NADP as acceptor.
UGAUAAGAUAAGUUACCACGCGUACACAAAUACUUAUAUCGUCGCUCGGUUCUGGGGAUCGAGGGUUGGGAUCUGAGCUUACUUUCGUGGCUUGCAUACAUCAUGUUGAGACGAGAUCUUUUAGACUUUUGAGACCAAUCAAGACACCGACUGCGCGACUUUAAGACGGGUUCUAUCUGUAGGGCGUGUUUGUCGUUACACCACCGUUGGUAUAAACACUCCCUUAUCACCAUCCAUUAUGCUCAUAUCUUUAUAGACUCACCAUCACUCAAACGCCUACUUCAAGCCUACAAAGAGCACAGCAGACAACACACCUUUACAAAAAAGGGAACACAACUAACUAACGAAGCAAUGACCGACCCCGCGACAGAGGUGAAGAAGCCGGUCCGCCCGCCCUCGGCCACGCACCACGUCAUCGUCAAGCUCGAGACGAUCCACGUGCCGCCUCCGGAGGUCAAUGAUGGUGACCUGGGAGCGGGAGUGACGCACGAGAUCAUCGGGUACGAGUAUACCCGGCCUUCGGAGAGCGCCGUCGCGGCGGCGAGGGCGUGGCCUGCGAGCGUGCUGAUUACGACGACUGUGCCUAUUAAUGGGGAGACGCUUGGGGAGGCGCCGUAUUUAAAGUGUAUCAUCACAGAGACAGUGGGAACAGAUCACAUCGACCUAGAGGAGUGCAGACGUCGCGGCGUGACCGUGAUAUACUCGCCCAACGCAACAGUCGAAGCCGUCUCCGAGCACGCCCUCGGCUUGUAUUUCUCUUCCCGCCGACGCUUCGUGACGCUCCACAACACGAUGAUGGACCACGCCGAGGGCCGCCCGAACCCCUGGCGCGCAAAGGGGAGCAUGUCCUCCCUCCUCCUCGACAGCGAGGGCCGCCCGCCGCAUACCUGCGGCAACGAGGUGGUGGGCAUGAUCGGCUACGGGCCCAUAGGGCAGCGCGUCGCCAAGAUGUGCCGCGCGCUGGGUAUGGAGGUCCUCGUCGCUGCGAGGAAGAGCGAUGCCGCGCCAGCUGUGAACGGUAACGAGGUCACUGCUACCACCACCGCCUCUCAGCCGAAUGGCAACGGAGACGCCCACCGCACGCCCUUCGCAGAGGUCAUCCGUCGCGCGACGACGCUCUUCCUCAUCGUGCCCCUCACGGCAGAGACCAAGAACCUUGUCGGCGAGGCUGAGAUGGCGACGAUGAGGCCUGAUGUUGUGAUUAUCAACGUCGGGCGGGGCGGGACCGUCAAUGAGGCUGCGCUGGUGGCAGCGUUGCGGGAGGGUAGGAUCUCGGGGGCGGCGACGGAUGUUUACGAGGUUGAGCCAGCGGGGAGCGGGCGGGAUAGCGUGUUAUUGGGAGAGGAAGCGCGGGGUUUGAACUUGACGCUGACGCCGCAUUUGGCGUGGUGCGCUGAUCAGACGAGGGUGAAUAUCCGGAGGGUGGUGGGAGAGAAUGUGAGGUUGUUCUUUGGAGGUGGAAAGAGUAGUAAUGUUGUGCUUGAUAUGCGGUGA